GACUAAGGGGCGGGGCAGAGGCGCCUGGCGCAGAGUCCGGCAGUAGGCGGAGCUGUGUUGCCAGAGUAACCCGGCGUUGGUGUUCGUGUUCGCGUCUUCCUGUCCCGAAGAUACCUGUUUCCUUGUGCGGAUAUUCUGAGGCGAUGACUCAUAGUGAAAGAUUCGUUUUCAUUGCAGAGUGGUAUGAUCCAAAUGCUUCACUAUUUCGACGUUAUGAGCUUUUAUUUUACCCAGAGGAUGGAUCUGUUGAAAUGCAUGAUGUAAAGAAUCAUCGCACCUUUUUAAAGCGAACCAAAUACGAAGACCUUCACUUGGAAGAUUUAUUUAUAGGCAACAAAGUGAAUGUCUUUUCUCGUCAACUGGUGCUAAUUGACUAUGGGGAUCAGUAUACAGCUCGCCAGUUGGGCAGUAGGAAAGAAAAAACAUUAGCCCUGAUUAAACCAGACGCAGUGUCAAAAGCUGGAGAAAUAAUUGAAAUAAUAAACAAAGCUGGAUUUACUCUAACCAAACUCAAAAUGAUGACACUUUCAAGGAAAGAAGCAACAGACUUUCAUAUAGACCAUCAGUCCAGGCCCUUUUUAAAUGAGCUGAUCCAGUUUAUUACGAGUGGCCCUGUAAUUGCCAUGGAGAUUUUAAGAGAUGAUGCUAUAUGUGAGUGGAAAAGACUUCUUGGACCUGCGAACUCUGGACUGGCACGUACAGAUGCUCCUGGAAGCAUUAGAGCCCUCUUUGGAACGGAUGGCAUAAAAAAUGCAGCUCAUGGCCCUGAUUCUUUCACUUGUGCUGCCAGGGAAAUGGAGUUAUUUUUCCCUUCAAGUGGAGUUUGUGGGCCAGCAAACACUGCUAAAUUUACUAACUGUACUUGUUGCAUUGUGAAGCCCCAUGCUGUCAGUGAAGGACUGCUGGGAAAGAUCGUGAUGGCCAUCCGAGAUGCGGGCUUUGAAAUCUCUGCUAUGCAGAUGUUCAACAUGGAUCGGGUUAAUGUUGAAGAGUUUUAUGAAGUUUAUAAAGGAGUAGUGUCUGAGUAUAAUGAAAUGGUGACAGAAAUGUAUUCUGGCCCUUGUGUAGCAAUGGAGAUUCAACAAAAUAAUUCUACAAUGACAUUUCGAGAAUUCUGUGGACCUGCUGAUCCUGAAAUUGCCCGGCAUUUACGUCCUGGAACCCUCCGAGCAAUCUUUGGUAAAACUAAGAUCCAGAAUGCUGUCCACUGUACUGAUCUGCCAGAGGAUGGCCCGUUAGAGGUAAGAUAA
Messenger RNA from Vicugna pacos (alpaca), 1250 nucleotides. It is a transcript of the gene NME7, whose product is annotated as NME/NM23 family member 7. Gene Ontology annotation, biological process: UTP biosynthetic process; GTP biosynthetic process; CTP biosynthetic process. Gene Ontology annotation, molecular function: ATP binding; nucleoside diphosphate kinase activity. The record is from RefSeq and is a predicted model, not a curated record. NCBI's taxonomy places the organism in Eukaryota, Metazoa, Chordata, Mammalia, Artiodactyla, Camelidae. Gene Ontology annotation, cellular component: centrosome; axonemal microtubule.